GCCUGGGGCUGCUGAAUGAUGUCCCUAUGGAUGCCAGCCCCGUGUCCCACCUGAGAAGAAGGCUUCUGCUGCCCAUAUGCACCAUGCUCUUCCUCUGCCUCUAUAUGUUCUACUCUUGCGCCAGUUCUUGCGCCUCCUUUCCUAGCUCUAGCGCCCCAGCAGCGCCGCCCGGAGGAGUCCUGUCCCAGCUACUGCUUCGACCCGAUCCCCGACCAGAACCUCCCCGACCACCGACGGCCGACGACACGGGCUCCAUCAUCAGCAGCUUCUACAACGGAUCCGGGAGCAAGAAGCUGCCCCAAGCCAUCAUCAUCGGGGUGAAGAAAGGGGGGACCAGGGCCCUGCUGGAGUUCCUGAGGGUGCACCCCGACAUCAGGGCUGUGGGGGCUGAACCCCACUUCUUUGAUAGGAACUAUGACAAGGGACUGGACUGGUACAGGGAGUUGAUGCCGAGGACACUUGACGGUCAGAUCACCAUGGAAAAGACUCCGAGCUACUUUGUGACCAAGGAGGCUCCAGCCCGAAUCGCUGCCAUGUCGAAGGACGCUAAGCUGAUAGUGGUGGUGAGGGACCCAGUAACUCGCGUCAUAUCGGACUACACCCAGACAUUGUCCAAGAGGCCAGACAUCCCCACCUUUGAGAGUUUGACAUUCAAAAACAGGACUACAGGUCUUAUCGACAUCUCAUGGAGUGCCAUCCAGAUUGGUAUCUAUGCCAAGCACUUGGAGAACUGGCUCCAGUAUUUCCCUAUGAGUCAGAUCCUCUUUGUGAGCGGUGAGAGACUGAUCACGGAUCCCGCAGGAGAACUGGGACGUGUCCAGGAUUUCCUGGGACUUAAACGAAUCAUCACGGACAAACAUUUUUAUUUUAACAAGACUAAGGGUUUCCCAUGCUUGAAAAAAGCAGAAGGUAGCAGUAAACCCCAUUGUCUGGGGAAAACUAAGGGCAGGACUCACCCCAACAUAGACCCAGAAGUUGUCCAGAGAUUGCGAGAGUUCUACAGGCCAUUCAAUAUGAAGUUCUACCAAAUGACUGGCCAUAACUUUGGUUGGGACUGAACUCAGCCGGAGUAGUAGACUUAUGUGAAGUAAACACACAUUCUGUGUGUUUGUAUAAAUGUACAGAGAUCUAUUUUAUUAUAAUUUAUUUGUAAUUCCUAAGCAAUUAAUUCACUAAGCUGCCUAACCUCGUGGUUCCUUGAUUGCCCAUAGUAUUAACAUUCCCUCACACCAUGACCCUCAAAGAGACGGAAAAUCUAUGUCUUGCACAGGUGACCUGCAGGCAAAUUCAUGGUUUCGAAAGAAAAAGGGUUUUUCAUCUCCAUCUUGCAUAUCCGCAAAUGGUGCUCCUUAUGCAGUCGUAUAUCUCUUGAGAAAAAUGAAAGCACAAUGAUGUUACCUUGGUGUUUGUUAUGUUUACGGGUAUUGAAAAUUUUUUCAGCCGCAAGCUUGCUGGGUUCUUGUUUUUCGUUAUGCUUCUCAAUACUUGGGCAUUGAUCAUUACUGUACUUGACAAGGUGGUAGAAGGCAGAGGCAGAAGUUUCUUGGUGGAAUGCAAAGUGAAUAACUCUAAUAUCAUAGUGCCAUAUUCAGUAUAAUCACAUAAACAUCUAUUCAGACUUUUGGUGCUGUCAACUACAAUAACACAACAGGGUCCAUCCGACUGGCACCAUUUUCACAAUUUGUGGGUUGUUUCAGAUGAGCAUCUAAUUCUACCAUGGCCUGGAGGUGUGGAAAGCAAUAUGGGUUAAUUAUGUAUGUUUAUAAUUCAGUGUUUACGAGAACACAUGACAGAUCCCAAAGUAUUCAGCAAGACUUGCAUUGCAUUGUCAGUCACUAGUGGUGAAUGGGUAAUCUAGCCGAUGAAAGUCUUUAUGUCUUCCAUAUUCUCUAUGCAUGAUUUUAUUAUUAUAUUUUUUUUUUUUACAUUUGCUUACCUUUUAAACACCACAAUCCUUGCUGGAUACACCAUAACAUAAUGGGAUUUAUUUAUGACAAAAUCCAAGUAAGAUAUGAAGUCUUCUUUGCACUAUUAUGACAUUUUUUUACCAUAAUAACAGGAUAUUUGUCACAUUGCAGUAUUUCCUAUUACCAUUUCAAGCUAUGAUAAUGUAGUGAUAUCUCCAAAAACAUCACGCUUAAUCCUUUUCCAUCAGAAUGUUCUUGUUUUUUUUAAGCUCUAUAGACAUUAGUUCAACAUAGGUCAAAAAGGCCAAUUUUAGUUAAUUUCCCGAUUGUUGGCCAUUGACUUGUUCACAUUGUUUUAUGCAACUGACAACAAUGUAAUUUUUUUUUGUAACCCAAUAGUUACUAGGGUGUCUUUACCACUCCUUGGUAAUUUUGAUCUUUGCAGGGUGAAAAUCUUGCACGCGCUCCAUUCAUUGCCUACAGACAAGGAAUGGAGCGCAUGCUGAUCAGCUGAUCCAUUUAGUGUGGAGAGUCGGGACUAGAGUCGUUCUAGAGAUCAAUAGGGGUCGUAGAGGUCGGACUCCCCAUGAUCAGACAUCUAUAUCUUAAUCUUAUGUAUAGGGGUUACUUUUUUAGGGCCCUUAAUCUUGGCCAUGCACAUGAGAGAGUUGAAGAACCGUUAAGCCGACAGCUGUCUCUCCUAAUCCUCCCAUACAGGUACACACACCUUGGUCAAGCUUACAUUGGUUCUGAAUGGGAAGAGGAGAGAAAGCGAACGCCAGACUCCUCUACUGAUGCUUAUCUGGCUAAGAAUAAAAGUAUUGGGCAAUUGUAAUUCAGCUUGCCCAGUUCUUCUUCUCCACCAACACCAGCCAUAGAGACAGAGCCAGGAGGCCACUGUACAUAGAUGGCCAACUGGUCCUGCCAAAAUUAGUGGGUUCAGCUAACAUAUAUCUAAUGUGUGUGGCCAUAUAGAAAAGGAGCUACUCCACCUAACUAAAUGUUCAGUAAAUGCAUAAGUGUAAUAAGAGAGGCCCAUACUGUUGUUUUGCAGUCAUAUUUCAUACAGGAAUUAAACCCAAGGAUGCUAGAGUUACCCAGUAAUGCUGCCAGAAGCUGCUUCCCCAUGAGUACCUUGCACAUGAGAAUGUUGGGGUCAGUCGGCUGUUACUGUGUAAUUUUUAUUUUAUUUUUUUGUACCAGGAACACCGCCGAAAAAAAUUACCAAGAGCAAAUAUUUACACUGCUGCUAAGAAAAAAAAACUAAAAAAGUAAUAACUAUGCAGAGAUCUGUAGAAGUAUUUAAAUGAAAAAUAGAAAUACUAUGUUAUUUUUCCUCUGUCGGAUGCCUCCAUGACACCAGACAAACAUGAGGCCUACUUAAUAAGAUUAUGCGCUUUGUUGUACGCCUUGGUUACCAUGGAGCUGAGGUCUAGUCCUCCUUUGGUUUUGUACUUAAAGUACUGCUUAACCGUCACCCUGGACGAGGGCUCCGUGGUUAGAAUUCGCACAUAUGACGUAGUGGUUGAGUUUUAUUCAGCCGUUAUCUAUUUUAUUUGUUUUCAUUUUUUUUUGUUUGUUUUCGCUCUGUAACCUGUUACUUUAGAAAUAGCAAAUUUAUAUAAAUAUCUAUAUAAAUAUAUAUAAGUAAAUAUAUAUGAAAAAGGAAAAUACAAAGGACAUUACAAAAUGAAAAAGUGUACAUUGUAAAUCAAGUAUUUUGUGAUAUGUACAAUACAAAAAUUAAUUUUACACGGACAAAAAAAUGUUUUUUUUUAAUAAAAAAAAGAAAAAGAAUAUUGCAUUCUGAAAAAUUCAUACUAUGUCUUUGUAUGAGCAAAUAAAACUAUAUUUUACCAAGAUAAAGAGAAUUGUAUCACCUGUUAAUUUUUAUACUUGCUGUAAGUGUCCCGCAA
This is a messenger RNA of Hyla sarda, 3823 nucleotides long. RefSeq names its product heparan sulfate glucosamine 3-O-sulfotransferase 3B1-like. Gene Ontology annotation, molecular function: [heparan sulfate]-glucosamine 3-sulfotransferase activity. NCBI's taxonomy places the organism in Eukaryota, Metazoa, Chordata, Amphibia, Anura, Hylidae. Bases 27 to 1058 code for a protein of 343 amino acids. The record is from RefSeq and is a predicted model, not a curated record. The transcript has 2 exons.